Messenger RNA from Spodoptera litura, 880 nucleotides. Its product is annotated as leukocyte surface antigen CD53. NCBI's taxonomy places the organism in Eukaryota, Metazoa, Arthropoda, Insecta, Lepidoptera, Noctuidae. Gene Ontology annotation, cellular component: plasma membrane. The record is from RefSeq and is a predicted model, not a curated record.
UAGUGUGCGGUAUUCGCACAGUAUCGUAACAACUUCGCUGUUGUCCGAACGUUGUUGUACGAAACCUAAUUGUACAAUUUUUCCUUCUAAUUAAUUAACAAAAUACUCAGUCAAGAUGGGGUGUGGUGAAUUCUUGGUCAAGUACAUCUUGUUCUUCGCGAACUUAGUGUUUGCGUUGGCUGGUCUGACGCUCCUUGGUCUGGGCAUAGCGGUGCAGCUGCAAUCCACAGACAUCGUGCAGAUAGCUGACUACAAUAUACAGAUAGCUCCCAUCACGUCUAUGGUGGUGGGAGGCAUCGUCUUUUUCAUCGCCUUCUUCGGAUGCUGCGGAGCCAUCAGGGAGAGUAACUGCAUGCUGGUUACAUACUCCAUCUUUAUGCUGUUGCUGAUGAUUAUCAAGCUGACUCUAGCUAUCCUGAUCUUUGUGAAGUUGGACGAAGUUGUGGCUAAAGUUCCCUUCUGGCUCAACGAAUCCUUCAAACAAGACAUGGUUUCCUUCCAGGCUAUUGAAAAAACGUUCUCCUGCUGUGGUCCUGAGGGUGCCAGCUCAUAUGUGCGCACUCCCCUGUCCGCCACCUGCUGUGCCACCGCCCCCUGCACCAUCUCCAAUGCCUACAGCGGCUGCAACGAACAUGUGCAGCAGUUCUUCCAAACCUUCGGCCUCGCCAUCGGAAGCGUCAUGAUAGUCAUCGUGUCCAUUGAGUUGGUGGCUGCAGUGUUUGCCCUGUGCCUGGCUAACACGGUCCGCAACAAGAGCAGGAGAGCUCGCUACUAAGUACUAAGUAGUCUGUAGUCUAAGCACUAUGUGUAUAACCUAGUUCAUAAGUUUAUACUUAGUUGUACUAUACGUUACUUUAUUAAACUUAAAAGCUUAAUGCCA